Messenger RNA from Nerophis lumbriciformis (worm pipefish), 888 nucleotides. Lineage: Eukaryota; Metazoa; Chordata; Actinopteri; Syngnathiformes; Syngnathidae. The record is from RefSeq and is a predicted model, not a curated record.
AUGGAGGAGGCCACCGCCACGCACCCGCCCCGCCCGAGAACCGCGGCGACACGGACGCGGACGCUGGCGUUCCUCCUCGCAGUCUUGCAGGGCGUCCCCAUCGGCUACGCGGCGCCCAAUCCGUCGCCCCUGGCGAGCUCCAACUGGGGCAGCCCACGGAGGUACGUCCAUCUGCAAACUUCCACCGAGCUCAGCAACUUUUACCUGGAGAUCAAGCUGGACGGAAGCGUGCGGAGAAGCACCAGCAGGAAUCCCUACAGCGUCGUCAUGCUCAAGGCGGACACCAGGGAGCGCGUCGCCAUCCUUGGCGUCAAAAGCAGCCGUUACUUAUGUUUGGACCUCAACGGAACCCCAUUCACUUCAGCAGUUUGUUUGCGUGACGACUGCGUGUUCGAGCACCGACUCCUGGAGAACAACCGCGACGUCUUCUACUCGGUCCGCACUGGCAUCCUACUCAACCUGGAGGGCUCCCGCCAGGUCUUUGCGGCCGGGCACAACGUGCCGCCCACCGCCCUCUUUCUGCCCAAGAGCAGCUCGGUUCCUUUGGAGCGCCUCCUGCUUCACCGGGAGAAGCGCAAUCGGCCGCAGCAGCAGCAACGGGAGGGCUCCGACUCCCGACCCUUGCCCGAGGACGAUGCCGAGUCCUGGGACGAGGGUGCCAAUUCGUCUCGAGAGUUACUCCGCCAGCCCCCGGCUCACGAUCCGUGGAGCGUGCUUUCCUCCAACCCUUCCAGCCCGGUGGGAGCCACCAGGGCAGCGCUAAAGAGCCACAUUCGGCUCUCAAAACACAGAAGAGAAACCACGCUGAAGAAACGUGACUGGGCCAGUGGCGAGACGGACCAAUCGGAGACCGCAGCGCUAUGUGCGUCAUCCAGUGGGCAGGGCUGA